Molecule: messenger RNA, 1703 nt
Organism: Silurus meridionalis
Lineage: Eukaryota; Metazoa; Chordata; Actinopteri; Siluriformes; Siluridae
Gene: prelid1a
Product: PRELI domain containing 1a
Exons: 6
Coding region: 180-812 (210 amino acids)
Biological process (GO): phospholipid transport
Cellular component (GO): mitochondrial intermembrane space
Molecular function (GO): phosphatidic acid transfer activity
Source: RefSeq, a predicted model, not a curated record
CACGUAGUGGGCGUUUUUGCGGAAGUGUCUGUCCAUGACCUUCCUGACGGAAAGCACGUAUCGUGUUCUCGAGCUGUUCCUGCCUCCUAAAAUGUCUUAGGAUAGGAGAUGACAAAAAAAUUCAAGGUAGACGGCUUCUCUGAUUUUGCACUUUUAGAAAGCCACUUUUCCUGGGAACAAUGGUGAAGUACUACAGUUGUUUGGGCUCUCUGAAAGGCACAUGGGACCAUGUUUCUCAAGCAUUCUGGGAAAGAUACCCAAAUCCUUACAGUAAGCAUGUGUUGACUGAAGACAUCAUCUUUCGUGGGGUGACUCCCGAUAAUUGCCUCAUUUCCCGAAAACUCUUGACCAAAACCAGCCGAGCACCGCACUGGGCAGAAAAGUUUUUGCCCAGCCAAAUGGCACGCAAAGCCUACAUCAUUGAGGACUCUGUAGUGGAUCCUCAGAACAGGACUCUGCACACUUUCACCUGGAAUAUCAGCCACGCAUCAAUCAUGUCUGUGGAGGAGCGCUGUGUGUACACAGUCAGCCCUGAAAACAGCAAUCUAACAGAUGUCAAGAGAGAAGCAUGGAUCUCCUCCAAUCUCUACGGUUUUUCCAGAGCUGUUCAGGAAUUUGGCCUUGCCCGAUUUAAGAGCAGCGUAGUAAAGACCAUGAAAGGAUUCGAAUAUGUCUUGGCCAAAAUGCAAGGUGAAACUCCCACAAGGACACUGGCAGAGACGGCAACAGAGAAAGCUCGAGAGACUGCACUCGCCGCUAAAGAAAAGGCUAAAGGCCUGGCUUCACAAGCACAGAAAAAACAAUAUGUAUGAUGUCGAGACUUUGCAAGCUUGUGCCUCUUUUCCCCUAUUGUACCCAUUCUCUCACUUCUUCAAGUUUUAUCACUAAAGCCCACAUAUUCAGUAUUUUGGUACGAUGCGACUAUGUUCAGUCUCCUAUAUCCUAUUUAGAAUCCUAGUUUUAAGAUAUCCUGUAUAGGCAGGAAACAUACGAAAUCAAAACUGACAUAACUGUAGUGACUGCAGUGUGUAUGCUGUAGUAAUAACAGCGUAUAGGAUCCUUGUUGGUAUCGUCUGUGCUAAGUAUGUGACAGAACGAUUCUAUUACAUAAAACAUGAUCCUUGAAGACUGAGAUGAAUUGAUGUGUGGCUACUACUUGUAUUGUGUAAAAUUUGUCAAGGGCAGUAAAUCAUUCAGGAGUCGCAUCAAAUGUUCUAGUUUUGACCGAAAAAACAAUACAUUACAUUCAUUUUAAUGUCUAUGGCAGAUGAUCUUAUCCAAAGCGCUUUAUUUAUCUAAUUUGUACAAAUGAGCAGUUGUAGUUUAAGGGCCCAGAAGUGGCAGCUUUUUGGGGCUCGUCUUUGUUCAGCUGUGUCCUAGGCUCUUUAUCUUUCUGCUCUUUCUACAUCUCUUUCUGUUUGCUGUAUAUGAUUUCAAUGCUUCAAAUUGAAGUGAUAUGAGAGUUGAUAGGGUCCACAUUACAAAACAGUCAUUGCCUGUGUGUGCUGUACAACAGCAAAAAAAAAACAAAAAUAAACCACAAAGAUAAGAAUGCAGUGAUGGGCAAUGUCUGUGCAAAUGACUUGAAUUUUAUUGUUUAAAAUGCUAUUUACUGGAAAACAAAUCUUGAAAUAUUAAGUACAAACUGUUAAUGUAAAAAUUCAGUAGCAUUUGCUUACUGUCAAUAAAUGUUUUCUAUCUAA